This is a messenger RNA of Eucalyptus grandis, 608 nucleotides long. RefSeq names its product photosystem I reaction center subunit psaK, chloroplastic. Gene Ontology annotation, biological process: photosynthesis. The record is from RefSeq and is a predicted model, not a curated record. Lineage: Eukaryota; Viridiplantae; Streptophyta; Magnoliopsida; Myrtales; Myrtaceae. The transcript is spliced from 3 exons. The coding region runs from base 100 to 492 and encodes 130 amino acids. Gene Ontology annotation, cellular component: photosystem I; membrane.
AAGUCAAAAUCAUCAAACCCCAGCUUGAAGAAAGGAGAGACUCGGGAAAAUCUGUAGCUUGAUCUCACUCUCUCUCUCUCUUCUAGUUCUAGCACGACAAUGGCGACAACAGUGAUGACAUCUCUCCCUCAGUUCAAUGGCCUCAGACCCGCUGCUCCAGCGGCUCCUGUGCGAAGCCUGGCUGCGGUCGUUCAGCCGAUGAGGCGCAAGGGAAAGGGAGCGCUGGGGGCUCGCUGCGACUUCAUCGGUUCGCCCACUAACUUGAUCAUGGUGACCACAACAACCCUGAUGCUGUUUGCUGGGAGGUUCGGGUUGGCGCCGUCGGCAAACCGGAAGGCCACCGCCGGGCUGAAGUUGGAGGCGAGGGACUCGGGGCUGCAGACCGGCGACCCGGCCGGCUUCACUCUAGCCGACACCUUGGCUUGCGGCUCCUUCGGCCACAUCAUCGGUGUCGGGGUUGUUCUUGGCCUCAAGAACAUAGGUGCUCUGUAAAAAAAAUAAGGCAAAAUGUUGAGGAAGAAAUUCCCCCUAGUUUUUGAUUUGUUUCGUGAAUCUCCUGUCCAUACUUUUAUUCUCUCCUACUAAUAUCAAAUUAAAAUUUUCCCGAA